UCAAACAAAACCAAACAACACAACGUCAAAAAAAAAAAAAAAAAACACAUUACAUUACAUUACAAUUUUCAUAGUUCAUAGCAAUGAGUUCAUGGGUGAGAGGCAAGUGUAUUGGUAAAGGAGCGUUUGGCGUUGUGAAUUUAGCUUAUUCAAAAAGCGAUUCUAAAGUUUUCGCGGUGAAAUCAGUUGAUACUAAAACUGCUCUUCCAAGUCAGUUAGAAGCGUUGGAGAAUGAGAUUAAGAUUUUGAAACGGUUAUCUUCUUCUUCUUGUUCUUCUUCGCCUCACGUGAUUGGUUUUCUCGGCGAAGAUGUCACGUGCGAAGGAAAUAAAACGUCGUCGUUUAAGAAUCUACACUUGGAGUACAUGCCAGGUGGCACCGUCGCUGAAAUCAACCGUGCUGACGUGGAUGAAAAGUUAGUUAGAAACUUCGCCUGGUGUUUAGUUAACGCGUUACGUGAUGUUCACGCGCGUGGCGUUGUUCAUUGUGAUGUUAAAGGAAGAAACGUUCUCAUCGGUGGUUCCGUCGCUAAGCUAGCUGAUUUUGGUUCAGCUAUGGAAUUUUCCGGUGGUGAAUGUGAAGUACCACGUGGAAGUCCGAUGUGGAUGGCGCCGGAGGUUGUUCGCCGGGAGUAUCAAGGACCGGAGUCUGAUGUCUGGUCAUUAGGAUGUACUGUAAUUGAGAUUUUCACCGGAAAAUCACCGUGGGAGGAUCGGGGAUUCGAGACGUUGAGUCGAAUUGGAUUUUCCGAUGAGUUACCGGAGUUUCCAAGCGGUUUGUCGGAGCUCGGGAGAGAUUUUCUGGAGAAAUGUUUGAGGCGUGAUCGGAAUCGGAGAUGGAGGUGUGAUCAGCUACUUCAGCAUCCAUUUUUGUUACCGUGUGAUCGCGUAGUUGAAACUUCGCCACGUUGCGUUUUGGAUUGUGAAGAAAACGAGUUUGAAUUUGAAGAAGAAAAUGAAGUGAAGUUGAAUAGUGAUGAAAAUGAAAAUUCAGGUAAAAAUAGAAUUGGUAAAUUAGCAACGGGAAUGAGGGUAAAUUGGGAAACGGAAGAUUGGAUUGAAGUGAGGGCAAUUUCGUCUGAACAAAAAGAAGAAGCAACAAUGGAAAAUGAAGAGUAUGAGUGUGACUGUGAGGGGGAAGAAGCUGAAUCAGGGGUAAUAUGGGAAAUUGAGAAUAUAAUGAGGGUAGAAGAGGAAAUGGAAGUUGGGAGUAAUUCGGAAUAUGGGGAUUCUGAUGAAAGGGUAAAAUGGGAAAUGUGGAAAUACAACCGCAACCGUAGGAACAACGUUAUAGGUGGAAGUGGAAGUUGGUCUGGUUGGAGAUGUCGGUAUAGAUACGGUUGGGGAAAUUUUAAUAGGAAUAUUAGUGGAAUAUUCAGCAUUUGCACUUGUUGUAAUAAUUGUAAAUUAUUCAAAUCAUGUAAAUUGUUCUCAAUAUAUAAUAAUUGUUAUUAUUCCUUGUGGUUGAAAAUAUUCUUUAAUUGGUGUUUCAAAUUGAGAUUCAUGUUAAACAUGGUUAAGAGUGUUUUUAUUUUAAAGUUUAGUGGAAAUAAUUUAAUCAGAACUAUUUUAUUUAGUCAAAUAUUAGAAGAGUUCGUUCAAUAUAAAUAA
Medicago truncatula (barrel medic) is the source of this 1610-nucleotide messenger RNA. RefSeq names its product mitogen-activated protein kinase kinase kinase 18. Gene Ontology annotation, molecular function: ATP binding; protein kinase activity. The transcript has a single exon. Gene Ontology annotation, biological process: signal transduction; protein phosphorylation. NCBI's taxonomy places the organism in Eukaryota, Viridiplantae, Streptophyta, Magnoliopsida, Fabales, Fabaceae. The coding region runs from base 84 to 1610 and encodes 508 amino acids. The record is from RefSeq and is a predicted model, not a curated record.